Trichoderma harzianum CBS 226.95 is the source of this 1719-nucleotide messenger RNA. RefSeq lists its product as hypothetical. Bases 1 to 1719 code for a protein of 572 amino acids. Gene Ontology annotation, molecular function: zinc ion binding; DNA binding. The transcript has 5 exons. Gene Ontology annotation, biological process: DNA-templated transcription. NCBI's taxonomy places the organism in Eukaryota, Fungi, Ascomycota, Sordariomycetes, Hypocreales, Hypocreaceae. The record is from RefSeq and is a predicted model, not a curated record.
AUGACAUGGGAAAGAUAUCUCAUCAUCUUAAUAGGCGACAGGAGAGGGCCACGCCACUCUGUCUAUGACCUCUGCCACCCUGAGACUCCUGAAGAUGCACGAUAUUUGCCGCCAGACACGGUCAUCUCGUCGUCUCACAAACCGCAUGAGCUAGAGUAUAUGCGCCUUCAGGGUGUCUUCUCUAGGCUACCGGACGAUGUGUGCGACGAGUUAAUACGCUGCUACUUCCAUCAUGUCCACUUCUUUCUACCAAUAAUCGAUGCACCCGCGUUUCUAAACGAGUACUGCAGCAAUGGCUCUCGGAAUAUUAGCCUGCUGCUCUAUUGGAGUAUUCUGCUGGCUGCUGCAAACUUCGUCGAUGCGGAUGUUUUACAAAAAGCAGGGUUCUCUUCUAGAAAGGCAAUGAAGACUGCCAUGUAUGAACGCGCCAAGUGUCUCUAUGACUUCGAUCGAGGGACAGAAAAACUGGUGCUCAUUCAGUCCGUCAUCCUAUUGGGAUUCUGGUAUACUGACCCUCAGGAUCAUACUGGCGCCUGGUACUGGAUAGGCAUUGCAAUUUCGCUCUCGCAGAACAUCGGACUCCAUAGGUCUUCGCGUUUGGGCAGCCGUGCACCGCAGAAGUCUUUGCCAGCGCGAGAAUCCCUCAUGCGUCGCAUCUGGUGGGCGUGCGUAGUCAGAGAUCGAUGGGUUUCGUUGGCACGGGGCCGUCCUAUGCGCAUUCAUAGCGAAGACUGCGACACGCCUCUUCCUGUGGUGGAAGACAUCAUGAAUGAAUUAGAGUCUGUUGUUGGCCGGGCGCGAAGCCAUUUUGUGCCGGUGGAAUCCAGGGCCUUGGCCGAGAUGUGGAUUCGGCUUGUGCGCAUUUGCGAUACGUUGGGCCACAUCUUAAGAGUCCAUUAUUGUGUGAAUGGAGGGAUACCCAGUAUAACGGAAAUUGACAAAUAUGCGCAAGAGUUACAGGCCUUGGCCCAAGAAGACGCCGUCCCAGUUGACUCUAGUGAGAGUUUAAGCAUCAAUGGGAUCCAAAUCGAUUUACUGUACCAAGCUACAAUUGCAAUACUCUAUCGACCAUACGUAUUGAAUCGGUCUACUCCUCUUCCAUCUGGAGCGCAUUCACUGUGGCAAAAGAUUGCAACGAGCCGAGCCCGCGAAGCUGCAUCAAAUACCAACGGACUGCUGCAGAGUCUCAUUGAAGUGGAUGGUAUACGAUAUUUGAAGCCAAUGAUGAUUACCGCGAUGAUCCCCGCUAUGCAGAUUCACCUUUACGACUGCAAGUCCUCAAACGCAUUGACCCGCGGUCUGGCGGAGAACAAGCUCCAACUUCACAUGCUGGUUUUGUCAAACUUGAGAGAAACAUACUGGAGCGCCGACGUCACGUAUCGACUUUUUGAUCGGGCUCAAAACAUACUCAAGGAGUCGAAUUCCCAAGUGGAAAAACCACCUAUCAAGAACGCCGAUAACAGUCGAGAUUCCACGCAUCUACAACAAUCACAGCCGCAAUUGUUUCCACCGACCGAGCCACCCUUGCUUCCGACUCCAGAACCUACCGUCUUGGUAGGUGAACAACAAUAUGCAAAUACAUGGUUCAAUGGUUCGCCACAGUUUAGAGACGUUGAUCAGCUAUUGAGCCCAGGGUUUUACCUUUCUGAGGAUGGCUUCUCAGAGUUCCUUCUUAGCUAUGAAGAUGCCGUUGUCUACGAUCCACUUGUUUUGGGAUGA